Colletotrichum gloeosporioides is the source of this 1221-nucleotide messenger RNA. RefSeq lists its product as uncharacterized. The coding region runs from base 1 to 1221 and encodes 406 amino acids. Lineage: Eukaryota; Fungi; Ascomycota; Sordariomycetes; Glomerellales; Glomerellaceae. Gene Ontology annotation, molecular function: mRNA binding. Gene Ontology annotation, cellular component: mRNA cleavage and polyadenylation specificity factor complex. The transcript has 3 exons. Gene Ontology annotation, biological process: mRNA alternative polyadenylation. The record is from RefSeq and is a predicted model, not a curated record.
AUGGCUGAAGAGGAAUUCGAGAUCGACAUCUACGGCGACGCGCCCCAAGAUAACCACGACGGCAACGCGGAGGCCUACGAUGGAGGUGCCACCAACGGACACGCCGACGAUCACCACGCGGAGCAGAAGCAUGACAACCACGAAGAGUAUCACGACCAGAACGAGCAGGACCAGCAGGACGCACCUGCCCCGCAGCAGGGCGUGAAGAGAAAGGGCGACGACCGGCCUGUCGACCCAGGUGCAACGACGGCCAUCAUGAUUUCCGAUCUGAACUGGUGGAACACCGACGAUGACAUCAGGGGAUGGUGCAGAGAAGGCCAUUGCGAAGACGAGCUGAAGGACAUAACGUUUAGUGAACACAAGGUCAACGGCAAGAGCAAAGGGCAAGUAUACGUCGAGUUUACCACUCAACAAGCAGCAACGGCAGCCAAGCAUGCGAUUGAAUCAACAGAUGGCGUCAACGGUGUCCCGAAGAAGCACAACGUCACCUACUCGAACCCCAACGUCAACCCGUUCCGUACGCUGCCUAAGGAUGCACCAAACCGCGCGGGUAAGGACCAGGGAUCCUCUCGCGGCGGCUACAACAACCAAGGUUCCUCGAUGGGCGGCGAGUUCCGCGGCGGCUACCGCGGCCGAGGAGGUUUUAACGGACCUCGCGGAGGUAUGAACCAGGGUUUCAACCGCAACUUCUCAGGUGGCGGCGGCAUGGGAGGCGGAUUCAACAACAACAUGGGUGGCGGCUUCAACAACGGCAUGGGCGGAAACUUCGGCGGAGGCGGCGGCUUUAACCGGGGCGGCGGCUUCGGUGGAGGUAUGCGCGGCGGUCCCGGAAUGCGCGGCGGCCGUGGUGGCGGCAUGAACAACCCGAUGGGUGGUAUGGGUAUGGGACCGAUGGGCGGUAUGCCGAUGGGAGGUAUGCCCAACAUGAACAUGAUGGGCGGCGGAAUGCCUGGUACGACUCCCCUUCCCUGUGGAUUUCAACUUCGUCCUCCACCUUCAAUUGCUCGUCUUCCCCCUGGGCAAUCCCUUGUCUUUCCGUCUCAACCGAGCCUUUGGCCACUUUCUCACAGUUAUUUCAUCGGUCGAGAGCCGCACGCUAACGACAAAACAGGCUUCCAUGGCAUGCCCCAACAGUUCAACCCAGCAUUCUUUGGAGGAAACCAGGGCGGAGGUAACGACUGGGGCAACCCUCACGGUGCAAAGAGACCUCGGCCGGAGUAG